CCUCUGAAAUACGCGCCGGGGUCUGCUGGAGCAUCCAGACUCGUAUUUUCUUCAGCAGUGUUCUGGUGGGGUUUCGCUCUGUGUUUACUACAAGUAGGGUUUACAAGUUAUGAACUUUAUAUGACAUGCAUGGGCAAUUCCUUACCAAUAUUCCCUAAGUCAGAGCCCAGCAUCUCUGUUCUUGCUGAAACUCUGGCCGUUGGGAGUACCAUACUGACGGGACUCGUGGUGUUCACCAGCUACGCCCUUAAGUACCCUAAGUUUCUGGAAGUCUGCACCACUCUAGAGAAGAUCGACCACGACUUGCAACUUGGAACACCCGAGACUUGCACAACAGUGAACUUGCCGAUAGUCGUCCUUUCCACGGCUACUACAAUAAUAAUACAAGAAGCAAACAUUUACAUGUACUUGGAAGCUGAUCCUGAACUCUUCGUCAGAACUGUUAUGGCAAACGUCCUUUUCGUUGUUGUAUUCUGCGGACAAGUUGGUCUGUUAAUCCAUUUCCAACAAGUUGCCUACGGCAUCACCAGAAGGUUCAGGCUCGUCAAUGACAGGAUCAGAUUGGAAGUGCUCACCCGAUGCUUAGGACCUACUGUUCACCAGAACCCGCAAUGUGUGCGCAUCAGGCAGGAUCGUCUCUCCGGAAAGAAGGUAAAUUCCCUCAUGAGUGCCUACCAUCUCUUAUGCGACACCGUUUACCAAGCCAACGACUUCUACGGUUACCUCCUACUAACCUCGAUAUAUUAUACAUUUAUCAACAUAACUCAAUCUUUAUACUUCUUCUUGGUCAGUAUUGGCGAGACAGACGCGAUGAACACCUGCACUAUCGCAUCUGCCAUCUUCUACUUCGUCACCUUCCUGGUGCUGGUCGCUGUCUCAAGCGCUGCUGUCUCAGAGGCUGCCGGCGACACUGCUCCUCUCAUCCGCCAACUCAUGAACCUGGACUUGGGCUCAGAGCUAAGAGAAGAGUUGAGGUCGUUUUUGCUACAGUUGGCCUAUACACCCGUGGAAUUCUCUGCAGCAGGAUUUUUCCAGAUCAAUAGACAAACUUUGACAUCAAUAACAGCAGCAGUGACUACCUACCUGGUGAUUAUGAUUCAAUUUAGGACCCAAUCCAACUAGUCAAUCUAGGUGUUUCAUGGUACAGUGUUUCUUUUAAUAUUGUCCUAUUCAUAUGGAAUGUAAAAUUUAGUAUAAUGACGCCUGUAUAAACUAAUGUCAGAAAUGUGUAUUCACUUGAUUUUGUUACAGAAUAACA
Homalodisca vitripennis (glassy-winged sharpshooter) is the source of this 1258-nucleotide messenger RNA. Its product is annotated as gustatory receptor for sugar taste 43a-like. Lineage: Eukaryota; Metazoa; Arthropoda; Insecta; Hemiptera; Cicadellidae. Gene Ontology annotation, biological process: sensory perception of taste. The coding region runs from base 121 to 1122 and encodes 333 amino acids. The transcript has a single exon. The record is from RefSeq and is a predicted model, not a curated record. Gene Ontology annotation, cellular component: dendrite; neuronal cell body; membrane.